This is a messenger RNA of Caenorhabditis sp. 36 PRJEB53466, 3821 nucleotides long. The record is from the annotation of a GenBank genome assembly. Lineage: Eukaryota; Metazoa; Nematoda; Chromadorea; Rhabditida; Rhabditidae.
AUGUUCCGGUAUACAUACCUCCGAAAAGCCUGUGCCGGCCUUUUUACCAGUCCUGUCUUGGGACGAACUAAUUUGUCAUGUUCAACUUCUUCAAGUUUGAUCAUUGUCCAAGCUAGGACCUCCCUUUGAACAUGUUUUGAAAACUUUUCCGAGAAAAUGACCUUUUCCAAGUUCACCGAACACAACACAGUUCUAAAAUACGGAAUUCAAUUAUUGAGUGUCCGUCGGUGUUUCUUCUUCUUCUCCUUGUUUCCCCCGACGGAACGUAUGUAUACUUGGUGUGAGUGUCGGUCGAUUUCAAACGCUCAAAGACAAUUGAAUUGGAAUGAGAAGCGGGCCGCGCCAUCUUUUCCUCUUCUUCCGCACUCGCGUUUUGUAAAUGGAUAGGACUUUGAAUCGAGUUGACGAAGGCUCGGCGGCAGUGUCAAGUAGAUCACAAAUUGCUGAGAGGGUGAAAACUGAACAUGUCGGCGGAAGGAAAAGGGCAAGGACACCUCCCUCAAUGGCCAAAGCCCACGAACACUUUUAUCGAGCUUCAAUUAAUCAAUUUCUUCGGCCCCGGCUGUUUUUCGAAUAUUACAGGAUGUUGAUUAUUCGAACAACCAACUUUUGGACUUUUGGCACUCUUUCACGAGAAUGUUGCCCCGAAAGUGUACUUUUUGGUAUUUUCAGCAAACUGUGAUGUUGAUUUGACACUGAUCGUAGGCAAACAACUUUCAGAUUACCGAUAGUCAUUCAUUUUCAAAACAAUCUAUGUCCGCUGCCGGUAGAGAUGCAAAACAGUUGGCAAGUUAAUAAUUGAAACAUUGUGUAACUUUUAACAGUUGAACACUGUUUUAAAUAUGUCUACAGACCGUGAGAUACACCGUUUUGAACGUCUUCUUCUUCUUCUUCUUCCCAUGUCUCUCCCCACAAUAGUGAUGUGUUCUGUCGCCGUGCUCACUGGUGUCGUAGUCGUCCUCUUCCAAUUGAUUCCUCCUCCUUCCACGGUUAUUUAUUCAAUUCUCCGUCUCAGUCGCCCAAUCAACUCGCUCUCCUUCUCCUCAAUAAAGAGAAAACAAAACAAAUGUUCGAAUCUCACGCACCACGGAUUCUCCUUGCCCGCCCUUUCUUCAUUUCUUCUUCAGGCAUCUUCUAGAAGCUUCACUGCAGAAUAGGGAAGAUUCGGAAGAAGAAGAAGAAGAAGAAGAGGAAGAGAUGGACGGCGUCGAAGAGAACAGUUGCAUCGAUGUGAACGCCAUCCUCAAGCAGUUCAACGAUUGGACUGUACUUCUGGAGGUUCGGGUGAGUUUCCAGAAAGAUCCCGUCGAUGUUCCUGACGUUGCACUUCAUUCCAGCUCGCCUACUCCUCCCUCUACACGUUCAUUUUCGUGACGGGAGUCAUCGGAAACGGCCUGCUGAUCUCGUCGAUCCUUCUGCGGAAGAAGAUGUCAGUGGCGAACAUCUUCCUGAUAAAUUUGGCAGUUUCAGACCUGGUAACUUUUUCUCUCCUAAAUUUCCUCAAAAGUGUGUUCGGUUGCAGCUUCUGUGCAUCACAGCGGUGCCGAUAACGCCGGUGUUGGCGUUCAUGAAACGCUGGAUGUUCGGCAUAUUUAUGUGCAAAUUAGUGCCCGCUUGUCAGGCGUUUUCCGGUGAGUGUGCAAAUGUGCUCCAACGAGAAAACGUAACUCGUAAACAAAUAGUUUCAACGAGUACAUAAACGUUGCUCGGCAAAAACGGAAAGCUAAAAAUAGAGGAACGUCACUUCAAUUUCCGUGUUUUCAGUUCUCAUUUCGUCGUGGUCUCUGUGCUACAUCGCCAUCGACCGCUAUCGGAGCAUUGUGACGCCGCUCAGGGAGCCGUGGUCCGACCGGCACGCUAGGGUUAGAGCACUUUUUGAUUAUACAAUAGAUUUCACGCUUCGAAUGUUUGUUGACAGUAACCUACAGUAGUCGCAGUGCUGAGACAUUUAAAGGCGCAGUACUGCCGGGAUUUACGUAAAGUGCGGUAGAGCGAAACAAUGAUUUCAGUGGCUGCUGAUGUUCACCUGGAUCGUGGCAUUUCUCGCCAGUUACCCCCUCUAUUACUCGCAGAACUUGAAGACGAUGGUCAUCGAAAACGUGACGCUUUGUGGUGAUGUAACGACAAACCCCAUUGCAAAUAGUCGAAUUUCCAAAUUUGCAGUUUUGCGGCGAAUUCAACUGGCAAUCGGACAAACUGUCCAAGUUGAUAUACACGACAAGUUUGCUCAUCAUCCAACUGAUAGUUCCUGCCAUUAUUAUGUCAUUCUGCUACUGGAAGAUUCUUCAGAAGGUACCAGAUCGACCACAAAUUCGAUCAAUCCCUUGAUGCUUCAGGUGCGAACCGAUUGGCUGGUCGAUGAGGGAUCGAUGCUGACUGCGGCGCAGCAGGUGAGACGCAGACAGUGGUCUGGCGCGGCGGCCCGUUUUAUGGCUGUUUCCGCGACAGUUCAUAACAUGCACAAGUGGGGGUAUAGUCGGUUCAACUCCGGGUGCCCCCUACUUCCUUUUUGAUUCAAUUUUGUUCGUUUCAGGCCCAAACGGCAGUGCGCAAGCGGCGAGUGAUGUACGUGCUGAUUCUGAUGGUCAUUGUGUUCAUGGCUUGCUGGUUUCCGUUGUCAGCGGUGAAUUUGUUUCGAGAUCUCGGAAUGCGAUUCGAUCUGUUUCAAAGUAUCUACAAAGUGAUGGUUAUGGAUCAAAUGUACUUCAAACUGCUGAAUGUUCACGUCAUUGCGAUGACUUCGAUCGUCUGGAAUCCGGUGCUCUAUUUCUGGAUGAGCAAGGUACUUGAGCAUUUAGGUAGUUCCUAGGGUCACAUUUGAUAGGGACCUAACUGAAUUUCAUACUAUCUUAUUCCAAUCAAUCAGAACUUACAAUAUCACAGACCUAACUUUUCCCACUCAAAACUCUGUGCCAUCUAAUUUUCGUUUCUGUUUGCAGCGCCAUCGCCGCGCGCUCAAAGACGACAUGACGUGGCUGACGAACGCGCGACGGCACACGAACGUGGGCGUGCUCUCCCGAUUCACGCCGUCACCGUCGGUCUCGGUGGUCUACCGACGAACUCUGGAGCGACAUCUCGGCGUCAAUCAUUUCCGGUGAGAGAAACCGGGAGCAGUCUCUCCUCAUUCUCGUCUUUUUGGCGCCGCCGGCUAAAUGUGCGCCUAAAUGUGAUUAGAUUGUUUGAGCGGGAAGAAGAAGGGAAAGACGAGGCGCAACACUGAUUCCUUUUGACUUUUUCACGCUUCAUUCGCAAUGAGAAUAGGGGGGAGAGGCUGGAUAAAGUAAGGGGACUUUUCGCAAUUGUGAUCACGAAAAAAUCAAAAUCAGUAAACUAGUCAAACCCACAUAAAAACUAAGCAUCGAUUUCAGCCGCGGGACGCUGGCGGAUCCAACGUGCACUUCCCGUGAACGAAGUCUGCCGCGAGAACUGCAAUCCAAUUGUUUUCUUCUCGUUCCGCUCAUGCCUUUAUGCCAGUCGGUGACCAGAAAAAACAGCCAUUUGGCUAUCAAUCGAGACGGGUGAGUAUACUCAAACCCUUUGCUGAAAUAUUAUUGAGGCACCGGACAGAAAGGGCGCGCUGUUCGCAAUCUGGCCGUAUCUCUAGGCCGCGAAGUAAUUUUCCACUGAAAACGUGGCCUAACUUUUCAAACUCGGCCCCGAGGUCGCAAAAUUUGCACUGCAAAAGAGUUUCUCAACAGAGCGCCAUUUCUGUGCGGUGCCCCUAUAAUAAAGGGUGUAAUUUCAGAAUUGUUCUCCCACAGACGAAUGGUUCUAGUCGGCGGCCGAGCAGUGUAAACACCAGUUCAACUCGGGAUUGGUGA